AUGGCCAAGACUCGCGUGCUCCGCUGUGCGGUGCUGGUGGUGUGCGUCCUCCUGGUUCUCUCGUCCGCAUCUGCCGCGGCCGAGGCAGCUGGUCGGCAAAGGGGUCAUGGGAGAGAGGCCACGGCGCCGGCGGCGAUGGCAAUGGCGACAGGGCGUUUCGUCAGGAAGGUGCUGCGGGAGGAGAUGGUUCAGGCAGACGGCCAUGGCGACAUUGGCCAGUCCAAGAGGACCAGCCCCGGCGGCCCAGACCCGCAGCAUCAUUAG
Triticum aestivum (bread wheat) is the source of this 264-nucleotide messenger RNA. RefSeq lists its product as uncharacterized. NCBI's taxonomy places the organism in Eukaryota, Viridiplantae, Streptophyta, Magnoliopsida, Poales, Poaceae. Gene Ontology annotation, molecular function: receptor serine/threonine kinase binding. The transcript has a single exon. The coding region runs from base 1 to 264 and encodes 87 amino acids. The record is from RefSeq and is a predicted model, not a curated record.